CCAAUAUCAAUGUGCACAGAGUUCCCCACUAUGCACCAUACACAAGUACCACCUGUGGUCUUCGCCUAAACUGCUGAUUGUUAACAAAUAACAAGCCAGUCUCUGGUUCGCUGGGUACACGGUAAGUACCUCGAUGUCUCUACUCUUCUCGCGGUACUACUUGCAUGGUGAUAGUGUCGGUAAAGUGAGAGGGAUAGGGCCUACAGCCCGCAUAGUGAAAUAAAAAUGACUGUCUCAUACAGUGGCAGAGUACCCAAUGGUAGUACCUUUGGGUGUUUUUGGAAAGUACUUGGAAUAUGGCGGGGAAGUGUAUAUAAACUAGUGUGGAGAGAACUUUUAGCAUAUUUGUUUUUCUAUUAUGUGAUAAAUUUAGUAUAUAGGUUUGGAUUAACGGACCCUCAACAAAGGGUCUUCGAAUUAAUCCGAAGAUAUUUUAGCCAAAUGAAUGAGACAGUACCAAUGUCUUUCGUAUUAGGAUUUUAUGUAACAUUAGUAGUGAAUAGAUGGUGGGACCAAUACAAACUUCUUCCAUGGCCUGAUACUCUUGCCUUGUUCCUCAAUGCGGGCAUUCCAGGCGGGAAUGAAAGACAAAGACUGAUGAGAAGAAAUAUAGUGAGGUAUGCCGUUUUAGCAUACGUUAUAACGUUACAAAGGAUUUCACUUAGAGUUAAGAAGAGAUUUCCAUCAUGGCAACACGUUGUAGAUUCGGGUCUUAUGAUGGAAAGCGAAAAGAAAAUUUUCGAAUUGAUGGACCAAAGAACUCCGAUGUCGAAAUACUGGAUGCCCCUAGUAUGGGCGACCAAUAUUAUCAACAGAGCAAGGAAAGAAUCGAUAAUAACCAGCGACCAUAUAGUUCAAACUCUACUACAAGAGCUAUCUGAUAUAAGGAGGAGAUUAGGGGCUUUAAUUGGAUAUGAUACUGUUAAUGUGCCUCUCGUAUAUUCACAGGUGGUUUCCCUAGCGCUGUACGUCUAUUUCAUUUCAGCCCUCUUAGGAAGACAAUUUGUGAAAGAUGUCGACAAGCUAAACACCAAAUAUGACAACAUCGAUAUUUAUUUUCCAUUUUUUACGACAGUCCAGUUCUGCUUUUAUGUGGGCUGGUUGAAAGUGGCAGAGGUAUUGAUCAACCCCUUCGGCGAGGACGACGAUGACAUUGAACUAAACUGGCUCAUUGAUAGGCAUAUCAAGGCUUCCUACAUGAUAGUCGAUGAAAUGCACGAAGAACACCCAGAACUCCUUAAAGAUCAGUACUGGGAAGACAUAGUACCCAGGGAACUACCCUACACAGUAGCGUCAGAGCACUACCGAAAAGAAGAACCCAAAGGUUCCGCCGAAACGUACAAGAUCAAAGCCCAAGAUGCUGUCUAUGCCAACUUGAUUACGCCGAAAAAAUCGCUUUUGCCCGAAGAUAUGUAUGCCGAUUAUGAAAGCGUCGACACCCCAAUCGUAGAAAGGCGAAAAAGUGCGAACUGGUUCACCAGACAAAUUUCUAGAACUGGCAUGGGAUCCAUACGAUCAUCUUCUACUGCCUACUCUUCUGGAGGUCUCUUUGGACGCCAUAGAGGGUAUUCCAUUGAUAACCCCGAAAACGGGCAGUUACCAGGGCUACAACAACCAAAAAUGUCAAUAUACGACAGAUUAGUGGGGCGGAAGUCCGGCAGAACUAGGAAUUAUAAAGCAAGAGCAACCAAUAUUCAAGUAAAAAACAGGCCAAGGAUUCCAACUCCUGAUGUCACAAAAGAAAUCGUUGACAGAGAACAAAAGCUACACCACCACGCUCCACACAGCCUGCAAAAUCAAAUGUCAGCUGGAUUGACUUUGACGUCUCAGCAAAUUCCCACGAGUUUCAUGUCAUAUCCUACCGUUGAUGUUCCAGUUGUACAGGUGGUUCUGUCACCGAUUCAAGAGCUUGACGGUAGCGGAUCCGUAAACAGUACUUUGCACCCUAAUCAACCUGGCACCGCCGCACUAGCACAAGCCGUACUCUCUCCAGGAUUGGGCCCCGUACUAACCACACCGGUCAGCGUACCUAUGACAGUUUCGCAGCUAACUUCCCUCGGUUUCGCUUCGAAUUCAAAUAGCCCGCUAUUAGCUAGAGCUUUCGAACAAAAUUCUUUGAGAAAUCCGGCGUUCAUACAGGCUUUUGAACACCUCCAAUCAGCCUCCCCAUCCCAACAUUUGACUCUAACAGAAGUCCACUCAGAAGACGACAAUCCGUCAGUAAACAGAAGCAACAACAACUCUCCGGCAUCGAACGCUUCCAACACCUCAAAAGGAUCUAUCGCCUCUAACACGACAGCGUCGAUUAGUUCUAAGCAGUCUCUCGAGGCUCAGUCUCACGAAAAUUCCGGUGAUACGCUGGUUUUGAGUAAUUUCGACGCGCUGCCGAAUUUAUCGACUCCAAUGACUCACAGAAAAACCGGUAGUGCUCUAUCCAGUCUUUCUAAACCAGACAGCUCUUUGUCGGCUGGCUCUAGCUUGUCACCGUCAGCUUCAGCUCCGAACUCGUUGGUAUCUCUCGGCAAGGACAACAGAGCAAGAAAGAUAUCUACGGUGUCGCAGAGCGCUGCGGAUUCUAAGAAAAGAGAGGUAUAUGUGUGAUGGCGGAUUUAGAAUAGAAACGUAUUACAAAAGUCCAGUCGGCAGGUCAAUCAAAUGUAUUUAAACAAAGGUAAUUGGUAGAUCUUUGAAGGGGGUUGAACAAAUAAAAAAACCACCUGUCGGCUGGUUAAAGAGGUGCUUUUUAGAAAAAAAAAAUAUGUACAAAGAUUAAGGUUGAUAGUCGUCGUAAAAUAGAUUUUAGAGAUCUCUUUCACGGUUCUUCAUAAACAAUUAAUUAGACAAAGAAAGUUUGUGCUAUCGAAUCUUUAAAUAGUGCCUUGGAAACGUACCGCAAUGAUUUGUAUCUGACAUUUUUGUCGCCAUGGUGAUUAGUGCCACAUUUCGUCUACCUAGUCUUUAAUGAGUGGCCAAUUUUAACAAAAAUUGAAAAUACGCAUCAUAAUUAUUUACAAGUUUAGCUUGAAAGCAAAUAUAAUAAUUGAUUUCUUUUGACAGUACAUUGGAUUGCCAACAUAUCUAUAAAAGCAUGAAGUUGGAAUUUAUAUCAACUUACAAGCCACACUUUUUGGCGUUUGGAAUAAGAAUAAGUGCAAAAAGUAGAAAUAACAAAAGAGGUGUCAUAACGAGAAACUAAAGUCGGGAGAGAUUGAGCUCCACUUCAAUUUUAAAUGAAUUUCAUUGGCAACGGCCGAUUAUAUAAGUAGUACAUUAUCAUCUGGUGAUUCUAAUUCAGUUACGUUUUAUGUAUCAGUAUUAAUUGAUUGAGCUUCUAUGAUCUUACUUGUUUGGUGUUAGAAGUAUUUUUAUUAUUAAAAUUUAUUGUUUUCGACGUAGACUGUGAUACAUUUAUAAAAAAUUCGUAUGUAGGUACCUACAUGGCGUAUAUGGAUUCAUCUACAUUUCAGAUGGAUCAGCGCCGGCAAUAUCCGGACUAGGUAAAAGAAUUCAUUCAUGGACACUAGUUCUUUGUUUCUCUUGCUUGACUCAUGUUUGAUAAAGAUCGGCGUGUUUGCUGGUUUUGGCGAAAGCCGUGUACACAAAAUAUCCGCAAAGAUAUCGGAUUAAAAUGAAUAGCUCAAAAUAAAAUUAUUUAAUUUUUAUAUAGGUAUUUAAUUUAGUUUUCUUGUGGAGCGUCUGUUGAAUUUUUAUAGUUGUAUGUAUUUGGUCAAUUAGGGGAUAUGGCUGCUUUCCAACAAGACCGGUGCAACUUAUAAACAUUAAUUUUUCGAGAGAAGCUCUUAAAAACUUUGUUAAACGAUUACCUCUGGUAAUAUAAAAUGUGGUUACAGAAAUGAUGGAAUCACGUUAUAUUAUUAGUAUCUAAUAAUGACCCUUAGCUUAUUUUUAUGUUAAAAAUAACUCUUAUAUAAAAUAUUUUGACAGAAAAAAUAAAAAGUGAGUUUUCCAUACAAAAAAUCAAUUAGAUUAAGUCUUAAUGUCGCUUAAGAAUAAAAGUCCCCCCUUUUUUUCCAAGAAAAAUAGUCCAAACUCCAAAUGAAACGUUACCUUUUUGAUCAAAUACUUUUUAAAACAUAAUGCUUAAAUAAAAUAUAAAAUAAAACUGAAAGUUUUUGUGUUGCCAGUAUUUCUAAAAAAAUUGUAAUAUAAUAUAAAAAAAAAUUGUUACUUUUUAUUUUGUGAUAAUCUUGCAAACAAACUCGCGAGGUUAUUUGGAUAAGUAUUGGUCAGAACGCUCUCUGGCCAAACUACGCACAAUUUUUUGUCGAUCUUAUAGGUAAAUUUCAACUGUUUUUUAAGCAUAAUGGUACAAAAAUCAUAAAACUGAAAAAAAUUGAGUUGAGUGACUGUCUUGUUGGUACGCAGCGAUAUUUCUUUUUUAAUAAUUGUGGGAGCUUUUCUAAUACAUCAAAAACAGUAUUCAUGUUAAAAUACUCCCAUUUAAAUGUUCGAGGUCAUGGCGAUAUUUUUACGGUAAUAUUUGUAAGUGGAAUACAAAAUCAACCAAUCACAGAAGAGUUGCGCCUACAGCCUAGAUUAGGACAAAUAAUAGGGGAAAUUCGGGUAACUGUGCGCAAAUUUAAAAUUUGUUUUGAAACGAGAACAACUUCUGUAAAGGGGAAUCGCCGAGAGGCUUAGUAAAUAGUUCAAAGUAUACCCUACAUUACGGCCUAUAUUAAACAAAUCAUUUAAGCAAAAUUAAUACCCUACAAUAUUUUUUAAAAAUUUCUACACUGAGCACAGUUAACUUACAUGUAUGGGUGAUAAGUCACAUAUAGCGGGUGAAUUGGCGCGUCACCGGGUGAAUGUGCGCUUUACACCUUAAAUAUUUUUUUCUUGUAUAUUAAUAAAAAAACACACAGAUAUUAAUGUGCAAAAAUAAUGCUUUAAUUCUGAAACAGUUACAUAUAAAUAUGCUUAAAAAAUAAUUGAAAAGAGGAACUAAAAACAUUGAAUUCUUUGAAAAAAUAAAAGGUAUUCUAAUCACAAUUGUCAUUUUCUGGUGAGUCAUAUCCACUGCAAAGAGCGCGAGCUCAAUUCGAACAUAUAGUGCACCUAUACCAGGUUUCAGAUUUCAGGGGCAACUCUCCACAUAUUAAACACUCAUUUUCAUCAACAUCUGGAUAAUCAUCGCAUUCUUCAUCAUCGCAAAGCAUACUGUCACUGUCAAUAGAUUCAACCUCGCUAUCACUCUCUUUGAACAGUUGACUUUUUACGUUCUUUCUUUUCUUGGAUUUUGUUUUGCUAUUGAUCUUUUUAAUAUUACUCCGGCGAUCAAGUUUUGUAUUUUUCUUCCUGUCUCUUCUAGCUCGUCUAUUUUUGUUUAUUUUUUUCUAUUAUAGGUACUUAUUAGUGCUGCUAGUACGGGAAAUUGGAGAUAAAGUCUCCGCUGUUACUACAUGUUUGACUUCUAAUCGUUCGGAAAUAGUUUUUGAGGGUGAAAUUCUACCUGGCCCUGAUUUAGAUGCCCACUCAGAGCUGCUGCUUGCCAAUGAUUCAGUAACUAGAUUCUGCAUUUUACUUGAUGUUCGAUGCAAUGUUGGCUACUAUGUUUUGCUUGUCGAUGGUUGACUUUCUGAAUUCAAAAUCACAGACGCAUCAUUUGGCUUGGAAGAAAUAUUUUUAUUUUUAUUGUCAGGUAAUAUAUUUUCGUCAUUAAUAGGUCGAAAUUGGGAUGCUGGUCCAAAGUCUUCCAAAGUAAAUUUGUCUGGCUGGAAGGGGUAUAUACCUGCAGACCUAAACCCAGAUAUCGCUUUUUCCAUCGUCGCUACUUUUACAAAAGCUUUAUUGAAAAUUUUAGCCGAGUCAUACAAGUCGCAUUCUUGAUUGUAUGCUGAUUUCAAACAGCCGAAAAACUUGAG
Molecule: messenger RNA, 5882 nt
Organism: Psylliodes chrysocephalus
Lineage: Eukaryota; Metazoa; Arthropoda; Insecta; Coleoptera; Chrysomelidae
Source: the annotation of a GenBank genome assembly